AAUGCUGUCGCCUUUUUCAUCCGACGGCAAGCAGGUCGCUUCAGCAUCUGAUGAUAAAACUAUCAAGUUGUGGAAUGUUGGUGCUUCCCUCUGCUCAGUCAGAAUGUGGGGGAGCUCCAUAGGUUCUCUCUCUAAGUUUCAUAAAGGUUCCCGGCAAAUCCAACCUCAGCCUCAGUUGAGAGUUUAAAAUUCUCAUCUAAUGGUCAUUUUCUCCAGACAGACCUAGGUAUUACUAAGGUUGAUAGUGACUCCAAAGGUGGCCUCUAUCUCGAAAAUGGCUGGAUAUGCUAUGGAUCAACACCGGUAUUUCGGAUCCUACCAGGCUGCUUACAGCCUUUUUGUGACCAUGUCCGAAGUGAUUAUAUUAUAGUCGG
Messenger RNA from Talaromyces proteolyticus, 374 nucleotides. RefSeq lists its product as uncharacterized. Gene Ontology annotation, molecular function: protein binding. Lineage: Eukaryota; Fungi; Ascomycota; Eurotiomycetes; Eurotiales; Trichocomaceae. The transcript has a single exon. The record is from RefSeq and is a predicted model, not a curated record. The annotation marks the transcript as partial.